Molecule: messenger RNA, 1524 nt
Organism: Penicillium coprophilum
Lineage: Eukaryota; Fungi; Ascomycota; Eurotiomycetes; Eurotiales; Aspergillaceae
Product: F-box domain protein
Exons: 2
Coding region: 1-1524 (507 amino acids)
Source: RefSeq, a predicted model, not a curated record
AUGCUUCGGCUGCGCGCGCCGAUCAUGGCUCAGCCACCUCACAUUCACGAUCUUGCUGACGAGCUACUGAGCGAGAUCCUGUCUUUUCUUCUCGAGCCCGCACCCCGAGUUUUGAAUGGCAGAUUCAAUCGAAAUGGGCAUACUUCCAGGCCUGGCGACCACGACCGUGACGAAAUGUCCGAUCUUGAUCACUUUCGACUCGUUUGCAAGCGUUUCAUGCGAAUCGGUACCCCUUACAAGUUUAACCGAUUUACUCUACGCUUCUCUGAUCACGGCUUCCGGCGACUAGAUGAACUAGUAGACAUGCAGCUGGCUUACUAUGUGAAAACCAUCACAUACAUGGUGCGACCAUUUUAUCAAGGAAGCGGAUGGGCCCGGACUCUGCGAACUUUGGGGUCAGAGAACCCCAAACUAUCCCAAUUACACAGUCGCCGACUGCGUGAACAAACCAAUCUCACUGAAACCAACAAUGACCAAACCCGCCUCCGCCGUGCAAUCACGUCCUUCUCAGCUCUGCAGGAAAUAAAGCUCCUUAGACUCCAAGAUGAAGCAGACGAGUACCUCAUCGACUUUAUACGCGACCACUCACUGGGAACCAGCACCAGCACCGCAACGGGCAUCCGCUUCGACUGGGAAAGCGCCUGCUCGCGCGCCGUAACAAACCUCAGCAUUGCUCUCCUCGACUCAAAAUGCAGCUCAAUUCGCUUCACGGGGCCCCAGAUCAGCCCUGAAGCAACCCUCCAGCUCCUCCGUGCCCCCUCAACAACCCUCGCCGCCAUGGGCGGACGCCUCACAAGCCUCGACAUAAACUUCCACUCGGCAACCGACAUCACCAGAACUAUGGCCGACCUCUCGGAUGUUUUUCACCGCUUCUUCAUUGCAGCCAAAAACCUCAUCGCCAUCCACAUUGGCUUCCUCAGUAGAACACCCCUGGACCUCGAUCUGGAGCUACUCUUCCAUCACAUCCGCUGGAAAACUCUCCGCAAACUCAGCAUCCAAGGCUGGCGUCUGAGCGCAGACGAGAUUAUCGCACUGGCCCGCCGCCACAGUCCACAUCUACGGGAUUUCCGCCUACUCAGUGUCUACCUUCGGCCUGGCGGCUUGUGGCGCGAUGUUCUUUUUGUCCUGCGCGAGGAAAUGGAGCAGCUGGAGCGGCUGGUUCUGAAGGAUAUUAACUAUGCAGCGCACUUGGAUUCCCUUGCCAUCUCUAACGGUGUCGAAGUCUUUGAUGACUACCCUACUGGACCUGUGCCAUCCUCUGUUACUGUUGCGGCUGGUACCUCCUCGGGUGUUCAGUCGCCGACUACUACCCCACUCUCGCCCGACGGCCUCCCUAAUUUGGGAAGGGGAAAGCGCUUGCCAUUGAGGCGGACAUCACUUGAGAGACUACGUGCUUUGUCUUGUGAGGACUUGGGGGACGACGGUGUGAAUGUCUUGUGUGAGCAGAUGCCUCUUUGGGAGGCAUGGGUUCUUUCUGCUCCGCAUCAAGUUAAAAGAAAUGGCCGGUCACAUUGGAGUAUGUGA